Messenger RNA from Ogataea philodendri, 1341 nucleotides. RefSeq lists its product as uncharacterized. Gene Ontology annotation, molecular function: L-ornithine transaminase activity; identical protein binding; pyridoxal phosphate binding. Lineage: Eukaryota; Fungi; Ascomycota; Pichiomycetes; Pichiales; Pichiaceae. The transcript has a single exon. The record is from RefSeq and is a predicted model, not a curated record. Bases 1 to 1341 code for a protein of 446 amino acids.
AUGUCUUUCAAGAUCACAAGCACCCCUAAAUCGUUGGAGCUUCUUCAAAGGGAGAGAAAAUACUCUGCCCAUAACUACACCCCAAUGCCGAUCGUGUUCGACAUCGCGCAGGGGAUCCAUGUCACCGACGUGGACGGCAACGAGUUCCUGGACUUUGGUGCCGCCUACUCGGCCGUCAACACGGGACACAAUCAUCCAAAGAUCGUGGAGGCCAUCAAGGCUCAGUACGAUAAGUGUGCUUUGCCGGCCAGAGCAUUUACGCACUCGCUAUUUGCGGAUUUUUGCGAGACGUUGUGCACCACAUUUGGAUUCGAGCGUGUGCUCCCAAUGAAUGGAGGAGGCGAGGCUGUUGAGUUUGCGAUCAAACUAUGUCGUUCUUGGGGUUAUGUGAAGAAGAAGAUUCCGCCUAACGAAGCCAAAGUUAUGAUGGUUGCAAACAACUUCCACGGCAGACUUAUUGGGGUCACAUCCGGCUCGACCAACCCCUCCGCGCGCAAGAACUACGGUCCGUUUGUUCCUGGCGUGGGGGCCUCCUAUGGUGACGGCAAGACCCUGAUGUUCAACGACGUUGCUGGGCUCGAGGAGUGCUUCAAGCUUGAGGGUGAUAAGAUUGCCGGUGUUAUCAUUGAGACCGUGCAGGGCGAGGCAGGAGUCUAUCCGCCAAACGCGGGCUACUUGGACUCAGUGCGUGAGCUCUGCACCAAGUACAAUGUGUUGUGGUGUGCAGACGAGAUCCAAAUGGGGUCUUAUAGGUGCGGUCCAAAACGCUGGGCAUAUGAAAACACCAGCUCGUCUAAGCCAGACGUCCUGAUCACGGCCAAAUCCAUCACCGGCGGCCUGUACCCGGUGUCUGUGGUGUGUAGCUCGUCUGAAAUUAUGGACUCUAUCGAGCCCAACACCCACGGUUCCACCUACAGUGGUUCUCCUAUUGGUUGUGCUGCAACUCUGGCAGCUCUAAAGGUGUACGAGGAUGAAAAACUCGGCGAGUGCGUCGCGGCACUGGGACCAUAUAUGCUGGAGGAACUCCACAAGCUCGUCGAUACCACAGACCUAGUGGAAGAGGUUCGCGGUGUUGGUCUCAUUGCCGGAGUCGACCUCAACACCGACCUGUUGGCCAAGAACAACAUGACGGUCUGGCAUGCUUGUAUGUUUAUGCGCGCCAUGGGAAUUGCUUGCAAGGAGGUCCACAGCAAAACGAUCCGGUUCUGUCCACCAUUGGUGGUCACCAAGGCCCAGAUCGACGAGAUGCUGGCUGCUUUCCGUCUGUGCUGCGAACAGCUGCCAAAACUUAAGCCGGAAGAGAUCCCUGGUGUUCAGGACUUCCACUUCUUAGCUCACUGA